UCCCCUCAGCUUUCAUUUCCCGCCUUCUGCCCGUCCACAUCUGCCAACGGGAGCACGUGGGCAGCGAAACUGGCCCUGUGCGAGUCCUGGCUCUUGAGAUCACCACACAGAAGCUUUGCCUUUCUUGGCGGUUCUCAGGCGUACGAUGGAGCGAAUCACAUAAUACCACCCACCGUCACGAGCGGAACUCCUCCCACAGCGUCCUUCUCCAAGCACCAAAAUAUCGCCGCGUCUGGCCCAUGGCCAUUGAAUUUCGCGGAGAGAAAAGAAAGGAAGCGAGAAAAACGACCGGCAAAGCGAAGAAAAUGA
Molecule: messenger RNA, 309 nt
Organism: Colletotrichum orchidophilum
Lineage: Eukaryota; Fungi; Ascomycota; Sordariomycetes; Glomerellales; Glomerellaceae
Exons: 1
Source: RefSeq, a predicted model, not a curated record